AUGAAUUCAGGAAUUCCACAAGCGUGUUACGAAAAUUCACUGAAUACUGAAUUGCUUAGCAGUUCUCCUUACGAGUUGACAAUGGAAAUCAAUGAAUUGAUUUCUCCUCCUCAAAACACUCGAAAAGCAAAAAAAUUUCUAAAAAAUCCUAAAUCUACAUCACCACCAAGGCCACUAAAUGCAUUCUUUUUAUUUCGACGAGAUUUUAAAGAAAAACAGAAACGAAACGGAGUACCGAUGAAACUAGACGAGAUGUCACGUUUGGCAUCUUAUGUAUGGGAUAAUUUGUCAAACGAAGCCAAAAGCUACUUUGAUGUUCUUGCCACUUGGGCAAAACAAAGACACGACGAAUUAUAUCCCAAUUAUAAAUAUGAUCCCAAAUCAAAAAAGAGUGAUCUAAAAAAGCAAAGAUCAAAUACACAUCGAAAAAAUAAUAAAGUCGAGCGAUUAUCAGCAAUCACUCAUGAAAAAACAUGCGAAAUUGCAAUUGAAGAAGCAGAAAAAUCUAUUGAAAAUAGUUUUUCAGAUCCAGAUUUUAACCUCCCAUUUUUUCUCGAUUGGGGCUUGAUUUCCUAUCCGCUUGGUUUUCCCAUUGACUUUCCAUCAUAUCCAUAUGUUUCUGAACCGAUAAAUAAUAUCGAAUAUCAAGACUUUUUCGAAUUUCCAUCAUGUCCCGAAUACGGGUUCGAACCGAUAAAUAAUGAACAUCAGAUUACUACUGAUCAAGGCUUUUUCGUUAGUUUUCCAUCACAUCGCGAAUACGUUUUUGAUCCGAUAAAUAAUGUCGAACAGACUACUGAUCAAGCCUUUUUUGAUGAAUUUAUUAAUUUCGAUCAGCAACCUGGCGCUAACUGUUAA
Molecule: messenger RNA, 858 nt
Organism: Dentiscutata erythropus
Lineage: Eukaryota; Fungi; Glomeromycota; Glomeromycetes; Diversisporales; Gigasporaceae
Source: the annotation of a GenBank genome assembly